CAAUAAAUCCGGCAUUACAGCAAUCACCCAAAUUUGUGAUGUCAUUCCUGAGCGAUGAUCCAUCACAGGGUUGUUUAGCUUUGCCAGACCAGACCUCCUCGCAACACCGGCCAUGCCGUGGUCGGCAUCCGGCCACCGCCAUGGCCGUGGCCUCCUGCUCCUCCUUGCCAUGGUGGCGAGCCUCUCCACCGUCCUAACAUCCCAGGACAGCCAGUUUACGUGGUCCGACUGCCAAUCAUCGGCGCCGCCUUCUCCAGCUCCCUCGCCGUCGUCGUCCUCCUCCACCAACACCACGUUCUGGUCCAACGUGGUGGCCCUGCUGGACGCGCUCCCCUCCGCUGCGGCUCCCACAGGCUUUGCCUCCCUGUCCCGUGGCAACGGCACCGACCGCGCCUUCGUCAGGGGACUCUGCCGCGGCGACUCCUCUCCGGCCAACUGCGCCACCUACCUCAGGAACGCGGCGCUGGGCAUCCGGAGCCGCUGCAACAGCAGCCGCCGCGCUGCCAUCUGGUACGACGACGGCUCCGGCGUGUCGGUCCCGGCGCCAAUGUUCUGCUUCGUGAGCUACGCCGACACCAACGCGUCCACCGCCUACGAGGACGCGUUCCGGCAGCCGUUCCAAAACCGGGCCGAGGUCUCCGACACGGUCACCUUCGAGAGAGCGUACAACGAGCUCAUGGGUCGCCUCGCCGCGCGCGCCGUCAACGGCUCCGGCUCCGGCACGCCAUCGCCGGCGCCGAUGUUCGCAACAGGGGCCGGCGUGUCUGAUCCCGCCGCGCCCAACGGCACCAUGUACGACGGGCUGCUGGAGUGCAUGAGGGAUCGGACGGCGGCGGAGUGCGAACGGUGCUUGAAUGAUUCGGUGCGCCUGCUGCCGAGCUGCUGCUAUGGUCACAAGGGAGGGCUGGUGCUCGCCUACAACUGCUACGUGCGCAUGGAGAUAUACCCUUACGACAAUCUGGCACUCGACGGACCACCGGUUCUAGCGCCAGCUCGGUCGAUGAUCUUCGUCGGAGAAACGCAAGAAAAAAAGCGGAUGAAUGUGACUCUCGCCGUCGCCAUCCCUGUUGGAACAGUGCUCGCCGUAGUCGUCAUCGUUGGUGUUUUCCUGUACAGGAGGAGAAAGGUCAACCGGAAGAAAACAGGACCAGGUUUGUCUAUGAGAGACAACAGCAGUAUCAAAGAAGACGACAUCGGAUAUGUCGAGCCCGAGCAACUUAAUCUCGUGGUGUUAAGAGCUGCAACAAACAAUUUUUCGGAAGAAAACAAACUUGGAGAGGGAGGUUUUGGAGAAGUGUUCAAGGGAACAUUACAGGACGGGCAACAGAUAGCUGUGAAGAGGCUUUCGCAGGACUCCUCACAGGGGUUCCAAGAGCUUAAGAACGAGCUCGUGCUUGCUGCCAAGCUCAAGCACAGGAACCUGGUCCAGCUCCUAGGGGUGUCCUUGCAAGAAGAGAAGCUGGUCAUCUACGAGUACAUGCCCAAUAGAAGCCUAGAUACCUUCCUUUCCGAUCCAAUGAGACGGCAGCAGCUGGAUUGGAGCAAGAGGUUUUCCCUCAUCUGUGGUAUCGCGCGGGGACUUCUUUAUCUCCAUGAGGAGUCCCGCCUAAAGGUCAUCCACAGAGAUCUAAAGCCGAGCAAUGUAUUGCUUGAUGCGGAUAUGAACCCCAAAAUUUCAGAUUUUGGAAUUGCCAGGGCUUUCAGCGUAGACCAAUCUAGAGAUAUAACAAGACGACCUGUUGGAACCCUCGGGUACAUGUCCCCAGAGUAUGCCUACUGGGGGCACGUUUCAACCAAGUCGGACAUAUUCAGCUUCGGUGUCAUAGUCCUAGAGAUGGUGACCGGGCGAAGGAACAAUAGCGCGUACAGCGACACUUCAGACUCGAUAUCUGUUCUCAGCCAUGUCUGGGACAAGUGGAGGGCUGGUUCAAUGGUGGAUGUCGUAGACCCAUCACUGGCUGAGUCUGGGUACCCGGAAAGCGAGGUCCUCAACUGCGUAGAGAUCGGGCUCCUAUGCGUCCAGGAAAACCCGAUGGAUCGGCCAGACGCCUCAGCAGUGGUGCUUAUGCUCAGCAGUCCGACCUCAACGUCUGAUGACAGAAGAGCCCCAUCUAGACCAGCCUUCGUCUUCAGCUCCGGCUUAACUGAAUCAGAUCACCCAUCAAGAUCCGGUGUCAGGAGCUCUGAUGGUGUGAUGCUGAUCAGCAAUAAACUAUCUUCGACGACCACAGUUUCAGAGAACGAGAUGUCGGUCUCGGAGCUUCAACCGAGGUAGGUAAGUGUUGCAUAGAGUGCGGAGCACAAGCUGCUAGCUGUGUUCCAUACGACCAAUGAUUAACAUUGAUCCUAAAGCAUAUAUAGCUGGUAAAGAAAAAUUCAGAAAACAUUGUAAGGUUUUAUUACUCAUUCAUCUCAUUUGAUCAAAGUUCUGGUCACCAUUCAUA
Messenger RNA from Panicum hallii, 2444 nucleotides. RefSeq names its product cysteine-rich receptor-like protein kinase 15. The record is from RefSeq and is a predicted model, not a curated record. Gene Ontology annotation, biological process: protein phosphorylation. The transcript has 7 exons. Gene Ontology annotation, molecular function: protein kinase activity; ATP binding. NCBI's taxonomy places the organism in Eukaryota, Viridiplantae, Streptophyta, Magnoliopsida, Poales, Poaceae. The coding region runs from base 113 to 2275 and encodes 720 amino acids.